Molecule: messenger RNA, 3816 nt
Organism: Triplophysa dalaica
Lineage: Eukaryota; Metazoa; Chordata; Actinopteri; Cypriniformes; Nemacheilidae
Gene: zhx2a
Product: zinc fingers and homeoboxes 2a
Exons: 4
Coding region: 514-2922 (802 amino acids)
Biological process (GO): regulation of transcription by RNA polymerase II
Cellular component (GO): nucleus
Molecular function (GO): DNA-binding transcription factor activity, RNA polymerase II-specific; DNA binding
Source: RefSeq, a predicted model, not a curated record
UCAGCCACUGGUCUUCAAUAUAGUGCUUAAUAUUCAAUGACCUGUGAUCCAAACUAACGCAGGGGACGUCAAAACAACAGUGCUUUAAUCUCAAAGAGGGAAGCACGGGGGUGAAGUGAACUACAGCACUUGCACUUGAAGCCACAGCUUGCCGUCGGCGAUUUUUUCAAACUUUUACUUUUGAGGAUUCGUUUGCAAAGUCGGGAUGGAACGGCGUCUCGUAUCGUAUGCAAAUACGUCUGCUGACGUGAAGAAACGAAACGUUGAAAAUAGAAGCAGCAGAAGAGGGAAAACUUUUCACACAGGACCGUGAUAUUACCGAAAGUUGCACACUUGAGAAGGAGACCGUCUUUGACAGACAGUGUGGUUUGGGAUGAAGUCUGAUGAAGCCUUCCAUUGGAGCUGACAUUCACAGUCAGCGCAGUCAUCAUUUACUGAUCCUCCACCAGAACAAGAUCUGCCCAUUGGCCAUCAACAAAGCCCCCGUGCCCUGCACUGUCCUACUCCCUGACCAUGGCUAGUCGGAGAAAGUCUUCAACGCCCUGUAUGAUCCGACCAGAUGACAUGGUUGCGGCAGACGAUGCAGAUGACAUGGACUCCUGUGUUGACGGUACAGAGGAGAAUGGAUCGUCUCAUGUCUCUUCUGCUGAGGAGUGGACAGACAGGAAGAGUUCUAUGAACUCUAUUCAGGUGGCAACAGAGCUGGAGAAACCGGAAGCAAAAACUCAACCGCCAAGAAAGCUCCAGGGAGGCUACGAAUGCAAAUACUGUCCGUUUUCCACACAAAACCUUAACGAGUUCAAAGAACAUGUUGAUUCCAAUCACCCCAAUGUUAUACUCAACCCACUGUACUUGUGUGCCGUUUGCAACUUCAACACAAAAAAGUUUGAUUCUUUGACCGAACACAACGAGAAGUGCCAUCCUGGGGAGAACAACUUCAAGUUUAAAAGGAUCAAACUCAACAAUCAGACCAUUCUAGAACAGACAAUCGAAGGUUCAAACUACGCAGUCAUCUAUGAUGCCACCAACCUUCAACCAGGUGAGGCCUUCCCUCCGAGCAAAUCCUCAGGAGUUAAGAUGGGCAAGCCAAAAGCAGACAGUAUUCGGUUGCAAGGAGACAGCCAGAGAGACACAUUCACUCCAGAGCUACCUAAAAAGCAAUUCACUGCGCUGAACGUGAACGGGACUGUGAUAAUCCCGGAUGCGACACUGAAAGACGGAUUCUCGCACAUCAUGCCAUCCCUUCAACGCCCACCUAACUACAACUUGGUACCAAAAAUCGCCGUCCCCUUGAACACUUCAAAAUACAACCCCUCGUUGGAUGGGAACCUCACCCUCAUCACGUCCUUCAACAAGUUUCCCUACCCUACCCAAGCAGAGCUCUCAUGGCUCACUGCAGCGUCUAAGCACCCAGAAGAACAAAUUAAAGUAUGGUUCACUACCCAAAGGCUGAAACAAGGCAUCAGCUGGUCUCCAGAGGAGGUUGAGGAAGCACGAAAGAAAAUGUUCAAUGGAACUAUUCAGCCUGUUCAACAGGCCUUCACUGUCUUACCUGCUCAGUUAACUCAGUCGACUAAAUCGUCACAGUCCCUUAUCCAGACUGUUCCUUGCCAUGUUCUUGGACAAUCCAGUCUAGUGUUGGCACCUAUUGCCAACGGCUCCACUGCAACUGCUUCUCCUCUUGCACUAACAGUUGCAAAUCAAAUAGCACAGGGUGUCAAAAGGCCCAACACAGCGCCACUUGUUGCUUCGGAGGUAAAGAGGCCUUCAAUAAUCCAGUCCGUUCAAAGCACUCCCAGGUCUGUCUCUCCAACACCAAGCCUUUCUUCAGAUUGUGAGAAAACCCCUGAUCAAAUCAGAGAGCUGACCGCCAGCUAUGCUCAGUGGCAGUUUCCUGAUGAUGAAGAAGUUUAUCGUCUCAUUGAGAUGACUGGCCUCUCCUGGGGAGAGAUCAAAAAAUGGUUCAGUGAUCAGCGUCAUGGAAACCAUAAGGCAGCACAACAGAUUAAAGCAGACAUGUCUUCAAGGGAUGGCCAACCUCAUAAGCCUGUUGCCACACAGUUUCCACUUCUAGAGAGAGUAAAGGGCAAAUCGUCUGAGCAAAUGAAAAAGCUGGAGGAUAGUUUUCAAAGGACUAGCUAUCCAACACAUGCUGAGAUAGAACACCUUGUGGCCGAGACCAGGCUCUCCAAAAACGAAAUCGAUUGCUGGUUUUCAGAACGACGUGCACUACGAGACAACCUAGAGCAGGCCUUGCUCAACUCCAUGGGAUCAAAAAGACUCGAGCAUCACCUUCAAAGGGGAACCUUGAAUGGAGUCCAUGAGCAGGAUAGCCGAGUAAGGGACUCGCCUCUUCCCAUUCUCACCUCAUCGGUGUGUCCAGAAGCAAUCGACGGAAAGUCUCUGGGCCUUCUCAAAGAUAUGUUUGCACAGACCCAGUGGCCCUCGCCUGAGGAGUACAACCAACUUGAAAUCCAAACAGGGCUAGCUCGUACAGAAAUCGUCCGCUGGUUCAAGGAGAACAGAUCUGCUCUGAAGAGUGGAACCUUGGAUUGGAUGGAGCAGUUUCAAAACCUUAGCAACAAAAGACAGAACGGGCAGAACAGCUCUGUGAUCUUGGAACAAGCCCAGAGUGUUCUGCAAAGGCAUUUCCAAGAAGCGAAGGUACAAAAGGGGGAGGCUUUUGAGAAACUUGCAGAGCAGUCAAAACUAACCAACCAAGACAUAGUUGACUGGUUCACCAGUAAGCUGGGUAACAACAUGCCUGACAUCAGCAAGAGCAAGGACCAACACGGACAGGCAAGUGUAGACGGUAGGAGGUGGGUUUCCUUAGCACCCGACACCGAGAGCAAAGACUUCGACGGGCAGAAACUGGCACGAGAACUUGAAGUGUUGUCCGCAGAGCACAGAGUGACGGGAUGAUGUUGUGAAGAGGUAAACAGGCUGCUAUGACUGAACUUGACGGGCCUGAUGUUUAAGGAAUGUUGCACAUGGAACCAAUGAUCUCAUGUCUGGCCUCUGACGGUAUCAAAGAAAAGAUGGACUGGGAGCUUCUGUGAAACACCGAGUGACCACGGAGUGCCAAAGUUAGACUGCUAUGUUAUUAAGUGUUUGUGUGUUUGUUUUUUAAAAGGGCCCUUGUAAAUAUUUUUUCUGUACUUUGACAGAUUUGUAAGAUCUUUUUGAAGAUGAGACUUUUGUUACGUUUAUAUUAGGAGUCCCAAGACAUUUCCCCUAAUCCCCUAUAAUGGAAUGUUUAAAAGUUUUUUUGUGUGCGAGAAGAGACGAAACUAAUCAACCUGCUGGCGAAGAUGGCACGGUCAAAUCCAAGAGAACACAACGUGAUCUGCAAUGGCACUUAAUAUUUCAAGUGGACACGUAAAAGCAGUGCUUCUACAGAAACCACCUCAUUCCAGAAAUGAGGUGAUGUUAUGGACUGGAGUCUCAUACUCUUCUUUCUCGCCAAGGGGACAGUGCCACAUGGUGGAUGUAAUCAAAACCGAAACUAAUACAAUACAGUGAUGCACAGCAUAUGUUUAUUUGUUGUUAUAGGCUAAUUCUUUGGCAAUAUUACAGUAACAGUACAAAAUGAUCUUUUAACAUGUUGCAUUUUCUGGUAUCCAAGGUGUAGUUCCAUUUUCACUACUCUGCUGUGAACUGCUUCAGCAAGCUUCAGUGUAUUUCUUUUUCCUGCAGCUGCAUAAGUGUCCCGUUCAGACAUGUAUCCGGAAUACUGUACUGCUACCAAGAAUCCUGCUUGCUCUUUAUAAGAACCAAUCUGCUGUAACUCAAUAAAACACAACUGAUUGAAAUCCU